Molecule: messenger RNA, 3949 nt
Organism: Acanthopagrus latus (yellowfin seabream)
Lineage: Eukaryota; Metazoa; Chordata; Actinopteri; Spariformes; Sparidae
Product: oxysterol-binding protein-related protein 2-like
Exons: 15
Coding region: 251-1738 (495 amino acids)
Cellular component (GO): membrane; intracellular membrane-bounded organelle; cytosol
Molecular function (GO): cholesterol binding
Source: RefSeq, a predicted model, not a curated record
GGCCGCCGCUGGCUGCGAUCUGAUUGGCCGGCGGAGCCGUCAGUCACGGUGUCCUUGCCGCCUACUUCCGCCCUGUUUCUGAAGCAGAGUACUCCUCGAUUGUUUACGUUACUAGCGAAGUAAUUUGACCUUAACUCACAGGUUGUGUGUUUGGCUGUCUGUGAUGCUUGGAGAGAGGCUGGGCUGCAGGGACAGGCCGGUGGUGGAAACAUGACUUCUGAGUAACGCAUAGUUACUUUCUGUGCUCAGUAUGAACAGCGAAGAGGAGUUUUACGACGCUGAGACAGGGCUGGAGUCAGAUGAUUCCUGUGAAGUCAGUUUUAAAGAUGCCCUGGUGUUUGACAGUAAGAAGGUGACCGACGGCAGCAGCGCCACACACGAGAAUGGCGUGUGGGAGCGCAGGAAAACCCUGCCUGCUGAAAUGAUCUCCAGAAACAAUUUCAGUGUUUGGAGUAUACUGAAGAAAUGCAUCGGCAUGGAGCUUUCCAAAAUAGCGAUGCCGGUUGUGUUUAACGAGCCGCUGAGCUUCCUCCAGAGAAUCUCGGAGUACAUGGAACACACUCACCUCAUUCACAAGGCCUGCAGUUUGUCUGACUCGAUAGACCGCAUGCAGGUUGUUGCUGCGUUCGCUGUUUCGGCUGUAGCGUCUCAAUGGGAACGAACUGGAAAGCCAUUUAAUCCUCUGCUUGGGGAGACAUAUGAGCUCAUAAGAGAGGACAAUGGAUACAGAUUGAUCUCAGAGCAGGUGAGCCACCACCCCCCUGUCAGUGCCUUCCAUGCCGAGUCUCUGAAGCAGGAGUUCGAGUUUCACGGGUCCAUCUACCCGAAACUCAAGUUCUGGGGGAAAAGUGUGGAGGCGGAGCCCAAAGGCACCAUGACGCUGGAGCUACUGAAACAUAAAGAAGCGUACACUUGGACAAACCCGAUGUGUUGUGUGCACAACAUCAUCUUGGGAAAACUCUGGAUUGAGCAGUACGGAACCGUGGAGAUAGUCAACCACAGCACGGGAGACAAGUGCGUGUUAAACUUCAAACCGUGUGGCAUGUUUGGGAAAGAGCUGCACAGAGUAGAAGGUCAUAUCCAAGACAAAAGUAAGAAGAAACGGCGAGUGAUCUAUGGAAAGUGGACAGAGUGCAUGUACAGCGUGGACCCAAAGGUCUACGAAUCAUACAAGAAGUCGGACAAAAAGACGGCGGGAGAGACGAAAAAGCUGAAACAGGAGCAUAGUUGUGAAGGUGAGGAGGCAGACGACAUGCCAGAAGUUCAAGAGACUGUGACUGUGAUACCAGGAAGUGCCUUACUGUGGAGGAUAACGCCGCGGCCUCCUCACUCUGCAGAGAUGUAUAACUUCACCAGCUUUGCCAUGACACUAAACGAGCUGGAGCCCGGCAUGGACAGACUACUGGCACCAACAGACUGCCGGCUGAGGCCCGACAUCAGAGCCAUGGAAAAUGGAGACAUAGAUGCAGCAAGUGUAGAGAAAGAGCGGUUAGAGGAGAAACAAAGGGCUUCACGCAGGGAACGCUCCAAGGAUGAGGAGGAUUGGUCAAACAGCUUCGUCAUCAGGAACAGGGGACAGCAACAACAGGGAAUAGUAGAAAGCAGCUCAUCACCAGACUGCAUCCAGAUCAAUAAGUGGUUUCAGCAGGGAACAAACCCUCAUACAGGAAUGGAGGAUUGGCUGUACACAGGUGGAUACUUUGACAGGAAUUACACUGACUGUCCCAACAUUUAUUGACACAGGAGCUGCCCGGUGUGAAGACCUCCCCUCUGAUGGGAAUCACUUUAUCUCUCAGCAUCUAAGAUCUGUGUCUUUUUGACGCUCAGACAUUCACUGGUACUGUGUCUCUGUGCGAAUCAAUGACAAGCUGAUAUCAGAAUGUUAUCAGAUUAUGACUGUGAACCUUGUCCACAGGAGAAAUGUAAUAUUAAGGAAAAUUUUAGAGUUUACUUACUGUAAAUGUCGACAUGUUCAUCUUUAUAUGCCCUAAUCAUAAUUCAAUAAUAGUCCACAUGUUACUCACCUGUCGAGGGUUUUAAACCAGUCACCUGCGUGCGUGCAUGUGUGUGUGAGUGACCAUGCUGCUGCAGGACGCAAAGCUCCAACUCGUGGAGGAUAUAUUUCAUUCAGUUUUAGUUCAGGUUGUCAACCAUAAUCUUACCUGUAGAUGUCCCACACACUUCUGUCCAGUCGCAUUCAAAUAUCAGGGGUUAUUUAAACACAUCCGUUACUUUUAUAUAUAACCUGUUUGAAUAUUAGAUGUCUAUUUUUGGUUAGAUGUAAACAUCCGUAUAAAGUCACAAUUGUGAUCAUUUUGUGUGAAUAGAGACUUAACAUUAGGGAUGAAAGCUGCUCAUAAUCGUGUUUACUGGCACAGUAAACAGAUAUUGUUGGUACAUGAUAUUGUUGUCCACUGUAAACCUGUAGAUGAUGUGUAUAAUAAUUGGUGCAUGCAUGGUCACCAAGAUGGUUAUUUACACAAGUUAAAGCCAUAAAAACCUUUUCUGCACUGAGUAUAAUGGUGUAAAUGCAUUCACAUAAAGCAUUAAAGCAAAGGGAGUCUUGACACUAUAUUAACCGUGUUGAUGGGAUGUUCUGAGCCUUAGUCAAAACAAUAAUAUUUGUAUGUUGAUAGUAUUUGUAUUACUUCGAUUCGGGGCGUAAUCUUGCUAUAAUUUUUUAGUACAGAUGUCAUUAUUUGGUGGCUGUAAACAGGAAGUAAAAUGUUGACAUGUUGUGAGUUGGCAUGUUAGCUGUUGGCUACAGCAAGUUUAUAGGUCUUCAGUACUACUGCAUGUGUAGUAUAAGUAGUAUAAAGUCAUUUGUGGCUCCAGAGGAAGCUUUAUGUAAUCUGAUAAUCUGCCUACAGUGAUGUCACCGAGUGGCUAAAUUGCAUUGUGGGUAAUGUAGGCACACCAGGUUUUGAAAAGGAAGAAUACGUGGAAUAAAAUGGAGAUGUGUUUACAUGUAGUUUCCUCUGGAACCACAAAAGACUUCAUACUACUUUUUUCACGUACACAGUCGCGAGAUCUAUGAACACACUUUAAUGUUUAAAAUUGCUGGAGUUACCCUUUAAAAGUCUUCCGAAUGAUCUAUCAGCAGAUCCUGUUUGCAGUGUGACCGUUAAUGCACGGACAACUAUCACUGGACUAUUUUGAUACAGAGAAACAUUUUAAAAGAUGAAGUUUUUCAGACAGGCUCUGGACAUGUAAUAAUAUCCCCAGUGAAACUCCAACUCAGUCUAAAAAUAUGAGUUUUGACUGAGUUAUGACUCAGAAGGAGUUGUGGAGAAGUAACACUGAAUGUUCUCAGAGCUUUCAGUUUGAUUCCCUUAGUCAUUUUUUCCAACAAUAAAAAACAGUUUUUGGACGCAGCAGCAGCAAAUAAGUCAGGACACUGUGGCCAUCAUAAACCUAUGCAAACUGAUCCACCCAGUCUGCCCUCCUGAAAUGUGAAAAAAUAGAAUAAAUCUCCUCUUUAGCUAGUAGCCACUGUGUGCUUCAGACACUACAGAGGCAGCAGUUAAUGAAUGUUGUGUGCUCAAUAUAUAACGCUAACAUACAUACAGCAGUGCAGUUCUUGCAGCAAAGAGAUGUUUUUUGUUUGCGGGCACUAACCUUGCAUAAACUGGACAUUUGAACGCUCACAGUCCAUUGCACAUAAUGUAUAGUGAAAUAUCGUACAUCAUGUCUUCCCCCGACUGCUCUCGACUUUACUCUGAAUUCAAAGCACUUUGUAAGGCCCGCACAUGCUCAGAGGUGCGACUCGGUCUGAUGGUUCCUUUGAUUUCAUCCUCUGUACCCUGUCGUUUUGUCUAGCCUCUGUUUGAAAAUGUUUACAUUUUAUGUUCAUUCAUCUCGUGUUUUCCCUCCUCAUACUGUUCUCCACACACAACCAUAUGCAUACAUGGCAUAUUUGAGAAAUAAAUUAUGGACUAUUGAAACUACC